AUGCGACAGUGGCGACGAGGCGUGUUCCCCUUCCACCAAUGGCUCCGCCAUCGUUCCACGCCCGAUGCCAGCCGCACCGCUCUCCAGCAGUUCACGUCGAACCUACACCACAGCGACCAGUUGCCGGUGCCGAUCUCGCUGCUGCUCCACAACACGUUGAAACCGGUGGUGCCGCUGGACGUCUACAUCAGUUGCACCACGUUUGACAGCCACGGCGCCAUCACCGCCGUGUCCAAACGAUUCCCCAAGAUGAAGUUUUUACGUGACAAUAACCUCCACCCGCGUGACGUCCGCAAAAUCGAUACGUCCUCGAUCGAUAUCAGUCCCAGUAUUAUGAUCCGUGCCAAUAACGCCAUCAUCGUCAACUUGCUCCACAUUAAGGCGAUCAUCAAAAGGGAUCAGGUGAUGGUGUUUGAUACUAGCACCGAUAUUGGGGCGACACGCCUUGGUCUAUUUAUGUAUGACCUUGAGAUGAAGCUUAAGACCCCCUACGGUCCCCCGUACGAGUUCAGAGCGAUCGAAACGAUAUUGAUCAACAUCAUGACGUAUAUGGAGGACGAUUUGAGAGCGCAGACGGGAGAUAACAACCGCAUCUUACACCAACUAGAGGACCAAGUCGACCGCAAAAACUUACAAGAGUUAUUGAUCAAGCUGAAAAAGCUCGCCCGCUUCCACCAAAAGGCUCAGCUUAUUGCUAAUGUCCUUGAUGAAGUGUUGGAUAACGAUGAAGAUCUUGCGGGGAUGUAUUUGAGCCAGCCUCCCCCCGCCGACCACGACUACGACGACCUCGAAAUGAUCCUUGAAACCUAUUCCAACCAGUGCGACGAGCUCGUACAACACCUGGGGCUGUCGCUUAGUGAUAUUAAGGCCACUGAAGAAGUGGCCAACAUUAUCCUCGACGCCAACCGCAACCAGCUUAUGUUAUUUGAGCUUAAAGUGACGUUAUACACUUUGGGUUUUACGGUGGCGACAUUGGUACCGGCGUUCUACGGGAUGAAUUUGAAAAACUACAUCGAGGAAUCCGAGUGGGGGUUUGGAGCCGUGGUGGUGGUGCUGGCACUCCAAGGGUUGUUGAUCACCUACUACAACUUCCACAAGCUCCGCCAAGUGCAACGGCUUACGAUGAUGCAGUCGCGUCCUGCCGAUAGUCUCGUGGUGAGUCCCCAGACCCGUCCCAGUUGGUGGCGACGGCUUCUCUUUGGCGACCAUUGUCGGGAGUAUAACCCUCCUACCAAGCGCGAUGCUGAUGCCAUCUGGCGCAUGAUUAACGACGAUAAACGGUGA
Molecule: messenger RNA, 1284 nt
Organism: Diutina rugosa
Lineage: Eukaryota; Fungi; Ascomycota; Pichiomycetes; Serinales; Debaryomycetaceae
Gene: MRS2
Product: Mrs2p
Exons: 1
Coding region: 1-1284 (427 amino acids)
Biological process (GO): mitochondrial magnesium ion transmembrane transport
Cellular component (GO): mitochondrial inner membrane
Molecular function (GO): magnesium ion transmembrane transporter activity
Source: RefSeq, a predicted model, not a curated record